Kluyveromyces marxianus DMKU3-1042 is the source of this 657-nucleotide messenger RNA. It is a transcript of the gene YET2, whose product is annotated as Yet2p. The transcript has a single exon. Lineage: Eukaryota; Fungi; Ascomycota; Saccharomycetes; Saccharomycetales; Saccharomycetaceae. Bases 1 to 657 code for a protein of 218 amino acids. Gene Ontology annotation, cellular component: endoplasmic reticulum; endoplasmic reticulum membrane. The record is from RefSeq and is a predicted model, not a curated record. Gene Ontology annotation, biological process: endoplasmic reticulum to Golgi vesicle-mediated transport; intracellular protein transport.
AUGUCCAUCUACUUCAGCUCGUUGUUCGUGCUUUUGGUAGCUGAAAUGUCCAUCAUGUUCGUGUUGGUGAUGCCCUUGCACUACCAAGUUCGCAAAAGAAUCGUCGCCACCUCUGACAAGUUCCUAGGCAGCUCACAGGUCAGAACCGUGAUCGCAAUCGUUAGCUGUCUCGUGCUACUCUUAUUCGUCGACUCGUGGAAACGUGCGAGUGUCCCAGUCUCGUCGCAAAGUUACAGCCCAAGCCACGGCCAUGGCCACGGCUUAGGGUCGGCAUCGGGCUUGGCUUCGCAUGAUCCAGCAGCAACCACCUCAACACGGUCAUUGGCUUCUAGAGCCUACAAUCAGAGAAACGUCUACAUUUCAGGCUUCAUUCUAUACUUCACACUGUGUAUCCCGGUGCUUUUGAACUUGUUGAGUCGUUUGGUGAAAUACGAGACAUUGCUAAGAGAGUUGAACUCGAGACCAACCUCUGAGGAAGACCUUAUAAGGAAACAAAAGGGCGAUGACCCAGAACUCUCAGAGUUGAAAAACCAGUUGGAGUCGAAGAAAAAAUCGCUUAAGGCACUACAAACUCAAGUAGACAAUCUAAACAAGCAUUUCGAUUCAAACAACGAACCAAAACAGGACAAACCGGUCUCAGAAAAGAAAGACGAUUGA